AUGUCUAACGUUGUUGUGCUAGGUUCAGGUAUUGUUGGCCUCUACACUGUGUGGUCGCUGAUCACAGAGGCAAAAGUCAAACCAUCCAAGAUUGUCGUCAUUGGAGAACAUCUCCCUGGUGACUUGUCAAUUAACUACACGUCGCCAUGGGCCGGUGGUAACUUCUCCUGUAUCUCUCCUAAUGAUGCAGACACCCUCUCCUUUGACAAAUUCACCUACACAAAUGUGGCGAAGAUUCAGAAGGUCCUUGGGGGCCCAUCCUGCGGCUUGGACAUGAAACCAAGCACCGAGUUCUGGGAUGAGUAUCCCGGAGACGCCAAGAUCAACUCCUUGAAAGGCUACUUGAAGGAUUUUAAGGUCGUCCCAUCAUCGGAACUACCAGCCGGAACUGCAUUUGGUAUCACCUUCACCACAUGGAACUUCAACUGCCCUCUAUUCCUUGCCAACUUCAGAACCUACCUCGAAAAGACCGGAGUAUCCUUCAGAAGACAGAAACUCACUCAUAUCUCUCAAGCUUACCUUCCACACACCGUUGCAGUGUUCAACUGUACCGGUAUUGGCGCAUUCUCGCUUUCCGGUGUCAAGGACUCAAAGGUUUACCCAACAAGGGGCCAGGUCCUGGUCGUCAAGGCACCACACAUCCAGGAGAACAGAAUGAGAUGGGGCGCAGACUAUGCCACGUACAUCAUUCCGCGGCCAAACUCCGGCGGUAAGCUCAUCCUUGGUGGCUUUUUGCAGAAAGACAACUGGACAGGUGAUACAUUCGAAGAGGAAACAAAGGAUAUUAUUAAAAGAACAACCGAGCUCAUGCCAAAAAUCUUGGAUCAGCCUUUGGAAAUCUUGGCCGUUGCAGCAGGCUUGAGACCAAGUAGACACGGAGGGGUGAGGAUAGAAGCAGAAAAGGUCGAAGAGAAACUUUUGAUCCACAACUACGGUGCUAGUGGAUAUGGUUACCAGGCAGGUUUGGGUAUGGGACACAAAGCAGUCCAACUGUUUCAAACAACAGGAAAGGUUUCUGCAAAACUUUAA
This is a messenger RNA of Pichia membranifaciens NRRL Y-2026, 1029 nucleotides long. RefSeq lists its product as hypothetical. The transcript has a single exon. Gene Ontology annotation, molecular function: FAD binding; D-amino-acid oxidase activity. NCBI's taxonomy places the organism in Eukaryota, Fungi, Ascomycota, Pichiomycetes, Pichiales, Pichiaceae. The record is from RefSeq and is a predicted model, not a curated record. The coding region runs from base 1 to 1029 and encodes 342 amino acids.